ACGAUCGGGCUCAUCCUCCCUUUUCCGCCUGCACAACCCCCGAAGCCCGACCUUACUGUAGACGAGACCGCCAAUCCCGAGAUUCUUACCUACGCCGCCGCACCUAUCCGCAUUCUUGUGAGUUCAAAUCUCUCUGCCCUACGUCGCGAGACUUGUGCCAGAUUCAUGGUUAAUUCCACCUCACUAUUACUACCAACCGUGUCCCCUUAUCGGUCUAGACCAAAACAUUCUUGCUAACUUCUCGCCAUAGAACGACCGCUCAAGCACUCCUACACGGCUCAUUUCGACAUGGCGGAACAGAACUCCCCUCCACCGGCCGCGCGCGAAAAGCUCGAUGCGCAAAUCAAGUCCGCAGACAUGACCGAGGAUAUGCAGCAGGAGGCCAUCGACGUCGCUCAGGAGGCGAUGGGAAAGUUUACCAUUGAGAAAGAUAUUGCGCAGCACAUCAAGAAAACGUUUGAUGACCGGAAAGGCCCUACAUGGCACUGCAUCGUGGGAAGAAACUUUGGCAGCUUUGUCACUCAUGAGACAAAACACUUCAUCUACUUCUACCUUGGCCACUGCGCCAUUCUGCUCUUCAAGACCCAGUAGAUGCAUAACCGCAGCUAGUGUCGCAGAAGCGAUCGAGCCGGUUGUUUGGGUACACCUCCUCCGUGGUUUGCGUGGGCAACUGCAUUGGAAUCAGCACCGGUAACGGCUAGAAAAAGUGAAUUUGAGAACACAAUAGGCGCAUCAUUAGAAACACAGAUGCGAAGUUGAGUAGAGCGCGGCCUAGCCACUCAACUUCCUACUUA
Molecule: messenger RNA, 794 nt
Organism: Xylaria bambusicola
Lineage: Eukaryota; Fungi; Ascomycota; Sordariomycetes; Xylariales; Xylariaceae
Product: dynein light chain type 1-domain-containing protein
Exons: 6
Coding region: 289-591 (100 amino acids)
Biological process (GO): cilium assembly; microtubule-based process
Cellular component (GO): cytoplasmic dynein complex
Molecular function (GO): dynein intermediate chain binding; dynein light intermediate chain binding
Source: RefSeq, a predicted model, not a curated record